AUGUCGUUCAAGAUCGCAGCGGUUUUAGUUCUCCUGGCGGUGGUGGUUGUUAGUGUUGAGAAUAAGAGUCGUUUCUUACCUCGACUAAGGUACACCACCGGCGGGCAACGUGUCGUCGGAGGGUUCGAGAUCGACGUGGCCGAGGCUCCGUAUCAAGUAUCCCUACGGUUUUUCGAGAAUCACGGCUGCGGUGGAUCCGUCCUGAACAACAAGUGGAUUAUGACUGCCGCUCACUGCACCUUUCAAGUACCUCUGUCCGCCUUGUCCGUACGAUACGGAUCUUCUUUGCACGCCUUCGGUGGUACUGUGGUUGCUGUAAAACGGGUCAUUGAGCACCCAGGAUAUAACCCCACAACGAUUGACUACGAUUUCUCGUUGCUGGAAUUGGAGGGUGAAGUCAUCUUCAGUGAAUUGGUUCAGCCGGUCGCUCUUCCAGAGCAAGAUGAAUCCAUUGAGGAUGGAACUCUAACCACCGUGUCCGGAUGGGGAAAUACCCAGAGUGAUAGCGAAUCAAACGAAGUUCUGCGGGCAGCCAAUGUGCCCACUGUGAAUCAACAGGAAUGUGUCGAUGCAUACGCUAUACACGAAGGCGUUACCGAUCGAAUGCUGUGCGCCGGAUACAAGCAGGGAGGCAAGGAUGCGUGCCAGGGAGACUCCGGUGGUCCGUUGGUUGCAGAAGGGAAGCUGGUUGGAGUUGUAUCGUGGGGAUACGGCUGUGCCAUGCCCGGAUAUCCGGGAGUAUAUUCUCGAGUGGCCAGUGUUCGCGACUGGGUACGCGAGAACACUGGAGUCUAA
Messenger RNA from Anopheles coustani, 795 nucleotides. Its product is annotated as trypsin-3-like. The coding region runs from base 1 to 795 and encodes 264 amino acids. Gene Ontology annotation, biological process: proteolysis. The record is from RefSeq and is a predicted model, not a curated record. NCBI's taxonomy places the organism in Eukaryota, Metazoa, Arthropoda, Insecta, Diptera, Culicidae. The transcript has a single exon. Gene Ontology annotation, molecular function: serine-type endopeptidase activity.